This is a messenger RNA of Drosophila bipectinata, 3648 nucleotides long. The record is from RefSeq and is a predicted model, not a curated record. Lineage: Eukaryota; Metazoa; Arthropoda; Insecta; Diptera; Drosophilidae.
AUGAGCGGCGACGUCAUGCAGGAGAGCGGCGAGAAUGGCAAGGAGAGCGCGAGCGGAGUGACAGAGCAGGGGGAGAUGGAGAUUGAGGAAAUCUGCCUAAAAGACAAAAUAAUUGAUUCGUGGGCGCCGCUGGAGCUAAAGAAGAAACUCUUGGGUAAGGAAUACUCCUUGGACGAAGUUAUUGAAGCGUGCCAGGUCGAGGAACAAAUAAGCAAACAAUCUGAAGCCAUGCUGACGAAACCCAUCACUAGCGAUUCAAUCAAUAAAAUUACUGCUCGGAAAAUAAGGCCAAAUCUGGAGUGUUCGAGAUGUGGUCGAAUGGGGCAUGCAAAUAGCGAUUUCUCCUGUCCGGCCCGAGCAGCUAAAUGUAACAAAUGUUCCAAGAUAGGUCAUUUUGCACGACAAUGCAGAACAACACAAUAUGCUCAGCCGAAACACGAAAAUAGGAAGCGCCGCCGAAAUGAUAUUCGUUGUGUGGAAGACGAGAGCGCUGAUCCCAAACGGAAGAAGGAAUGUGCGAAUUGUUUUAAGAUCUACAGCGACGAAGAAGAAGAACUCAUAAACUGCCAAAUAGGGGGUCACAACAUUGCUCUCAUUAUUGACUCUGGAUCGAAAUUUAACCUUAUUAGUCAAUCGGAUUGGGCAAGGAUUAACAAGGAACCUACAGCAAUCUUCAACAUUAGAUCACAUUCUCAGAAACAAUUUCGAGGAUAUGCUUCUGAACAAUUACUUGAAGUAAUUUACGUUUUUGAAGCGCCGAUAUCAGCUGUGCCGAAUGUCGAGGUGAUUGCAACAUUUUUCGUAAUUAAAAAUGGACGGCAGUCGCUACUGGGCCGAGAGACCGCCAUUAAGCUGAACGUUCUUCGGCUAGGUCUAGAUGUCAAUCGAGUGGAAAUGACCACGCCAUUCCCUAAAUGGAAAGGGGUUAAAAUAAAGCUAUGGAUUGACCCCAAAGUCAUUCCAAUUCAGCAGCCAGUUCGAAGAAUCCCGGUGGCACUCGAGGAAAAAGUUGCCGCUAAGCUGGAAGAGAGUUUAAGUCGGGACAUCAUCGAAUCAGUUACAGGUCCGAGCUCGUGGAUAUCCCCCAUUGUCCUGGCUUUUAAGGAAAACGGCGAUAUUCGGCUGUGCAUUGACAUGCGUCGUGCGAAUAAGGCCAUUCGACGAGAAAAUUAUCCACUACCGACCUUUGAGUCUUUUAUGCCCAAGCUAAAGGACGCAAAAUACUUUUCGCGCUUAGACCUAAAAGACGCUUAUCACCAGCUGGAACUGGACGAAGCCAGCAGAGAAAUUACGACGUUCAUAACACCAAAAGGACUCUUUCGGUACAAGCGGCUGAUGUUCGGAAUUAACUCUGCUCCAGAAAUUUUCCAACGUCACCUCGAGCAGCUAUUAGCACCCUUUACUAAUGUCAUGAAUUAUAUUGACGAUGUAAUAAUCUUUGGAGCUAGCGAAGAAGAACAUGACAAGACUGUAAAAGAGGUUUGUAACACAUUUAAAGAAAGCGGCGUUUUACUAAACGAUCAGAAGUGCAUCUGGAAAACAAACAAACUCAAGUUCCUUGGUCAUAUUAUUUCUGACGAGGGAAUCGAAGUGGACCCGGAUAAAAUUAAUGUGAUUAGAAUGUUUCGAGAACCACUUAACAAGGAAGAGACUCGGAGUUUCCUAGGUUUGGUGACAUACGUGGGAAAAUUUAUCCCAGACCUGGCAGAUUACACGGAUCCGCUGAGAAAAUUACUGAGGAAGGACUCGAAAUUCAGCUGGGGCGAAACAGAAAGAGAUGCUUUUCGGAACUUAAAGGAUCGACUGGAAAAAGUACCAAACCUUGCAUACUUCAACCCGCUAAAUCGAACUCGCCUAAUAGCAGAUGCCAGUCCUGUAGCACUUGGAGCGGUGCUGUUGCAGUUCUCUGUAAAUGCGGACCCCUUAAUUAUUUCAUUCGCUAGUAAAGCUUUGUCGGACGUUGAGAGACGUUAUUCUCAAACGGAGAAAGAAAGUCUGGCUCUAGUCUGGGCUGUUGAGAAAUUUUACUUUUACUUAGCAGGACUUCAUUUCGAGCUAGUGACAGAUCACAAACCGUUGGAGGCCAUUUUUAAACCGACAUCGAGACCUCCUGCGCGCAUAGAAAGAUGGUUGCUACGGCUACAGUCCUUUGAUUUUAAAGUAGUCUACAAAGCGGGAAAAGAGAACAUCUCCGACGCCCUAUCCCGACUUUGUCCGUUAUCAGCAUCCGACUCUGGUGAAAAAGAAAUGGAUUGUAGCAUAUUACAAGUGAUCGAGAACAGCAUUCCCCAAUCAAUGACUAUCUCGGAAAUCGCAAAGCAUUCGGUAAAGGACGAAGAAAUUAUCGAUGCAAAGGCCUGUCUGGAGUGCGACUCGUGGAAACCAGGAUCCCUAAAACUGCUGUACCCAUUUCGAUUUGAGUUAUCAGCAAUAGGACCCCUUCUUUUGCGAGGUAACCGAAUUGUUAUUCCUCAAUCACUUCGGAACCAAGUGCUUGAGCUGGCUCACGAAGGACACCCGGGGGAGUCAGCUAUGAAAAGGCGUUUGCGAUCCAAGGUAUGGUGGCCUCUAAUUGAUCGUGAUGCAGAGAACUAUGUCAAACGCUGCAGAGAUUGUCUUCUGGUCUCCCAAUGCCCUAGGCCAGCACCAAUGGAUAGGAACCCAUUUCCAACAGGUCCAUGGAUUUGGGUAGCAUCAGACAUAUUGGGGCCCCUACCAAACAACGAGUUUGUUAUAGUGUUUAUUGACUACUAUUCCCGCUAUAUGGAAUUAGGCUACCCAAAAUACUUAAAAACUGACAAUGGACGGCAGUAUAUAAGUCAAGAAUUCGAGGAAUACUGCAAAACUUGCGGUAUAGAACAGGUGAAGACUCCACCCUAUUGGCCCCAGGCUAAUGGGGAAGUGGAAAACAUGAAUCGGUCUUUGGUCAAACGGUUAAAGAUAGCACACUCUAAUUCAAAGAAUUACAGGGAAGAAAUCCAGAAAUUUGUACUCAUGCACAACGUUACUCCACAUGGCACAACAGGAGUAGCCCCCACCCAACUAAUGUUUAAUAGGGUUAUCCGCGACAAGGUUCCAUGUAUAGGUGAUAUUGAUGAAAAGGUUUCAGACUCGGCCGAAAGGGACAGGGAUUGUAUGUUAAAAGAAAAAGGAAAGGAAGAGGCAGAUAAGAAGAGGGGAGCACGGGAAGCCGUGAUAAUCGUAGGGGAUAAAGUACUCUUGAAAAAUGUAGUGUUUCCUAGUAAGUUAACUCCGAACUUUAAGGAUACGGAAUUCGAGGUUGUUGAAAAAGACAGAAACAUAGUUAAAAUUAGGGCAGGGGGUAGGACUCUCACGAGGAAUGUAUCGCACCUCAAGAAAAUACCAAUCAACGCAAGUCACCUGGAUACAUCUGGACCCUCAUCGUUAAGCAGCCCUCAACCGAAGAUGACAUCUACUCAGGAUCACCAAGACGUCGAAGAAGGAAUAGGUCAUCGGCUUAGACAGUCCCCAGAAGAUUUGGCUCCUUUGGCUGCCCCAUCCUUGAAGCUAAAACUUGUCAAUAAAGGAGGGAUGUGGGAGCCGGCAAUGAGCGGCGAUGUCAUGCAGGAGAGCGGCGAGAAUGGCAAGGAGAGCGCGAGCGGAGUGACAGAGCAGGGGGAGAGUUAG